Molecule: messenger RNA, 369 nt
Organism: Dovyalis caffra
Lineage: Eukaryota; Viridiplantae; Streptophyta; Magnoliopsida; Malpighiales; Salicaceae
Source: the annotation of a GenBank genome assembly
AUGACAGGUCUCGUAAAAGCCUUUGUUGCAACUCUUCUUUUAUGUCUUGCUACCGAAGGGUUAUGUGCUUGCUCGUUGAACAACAUCAACAUUGGGACAGUCCGAAGUGGGAGACAAAUAAGUGGGAAGCCAGAAUGGAAUGUGACAGUGGUAAACAACUGCCAGUGUGCCCAAAGCCAAAUAAAGUUAUCUUGCAUGGGGUUUCAGACGGUGGAAAAUAUUGAUCCAUCAAUCUUGGUAAAACAAGGUGAUGCUUGUCUUCUUAUCAAUGGCAAUUCCUUGGAGAAAUCAGCUUCUGUCAAAUUCUCCUAUGCUUGGGAUCCUCCUUUUCUGUUGUUGCCACUAGGGUCUGUUAGCCAUGGCUGUUGA